AUGUUUUCCGUCGCCGAUAGUUACAAGCCCCAACUCCAAAACUUUCUAGCCACAUCUCAAAAUGGUAACAAGUGUGGUGAAUGUGGUUCUUUGAAUCCUGCAUGGUGUUCGACAACCUACACUGUUUUCUUAUGUACGAGAUGUGCAGCUAUCCAUAAGAAAUUGUUGAAUCAUGAUCCUUAUUUUUCAAUCAUUAAAUCCAUUCAAUUGGAUCAUUGGAAUAAUGAUGAAUUACAACGAUUCCUAUCUUCAGGUGGUAAUAGACAUAAUAUGGAAUUUUGGAACCCUAAAAAUGUACAAAUCAAAUAUUAUGAUAAGGAUGAUGAUUUGAAAUGUGAAGAUUUCAUCAAGAAUAAAUAUAUUUUGAAGAAAUUCAAAUAUGAACAGGAAAAGGAGGAUAGAAGAAGAUUUACACCAUCCUCAUUAAGGAUGAAAAGAGGUAACUAUAUACCGAAAUUAUGUAAGAAUCGAAUGGCAAGAGAUUAUGAGUUGAGUAAAUAUUCGAGAGAGUUAAGAAGAUUGCAGAAUAUGGGGUUUCGUGAUAUCGAUAUUAACACUGAAGCCUUGGUACUCGCAAGAGGCGAUUUAAACGGAGCAAUCGAUAUAUUGACACAAGAUAACGGAGACGAGUUAGAAAUGGCGCCAGCUCUACCGUCUAGACCUGUUGCAGCUAAUGUGCCUAAACCAGCUGUCUUUGAUGGAACCGGUAUCUUACAAGAUGCUACUGUUGUAGAAAAUAGUACUCCAAGGCCGGCCAUCUUUGAUGGAAGUACGGAAUUGGGAGGACAGCCAAUUCAAUUAGACCAACUAAACCAACCGAGACCUGCGGUGUUUGAUGGAUUUUCAAAUAGUGCCCCUACUCUUCAAACAGAAACGCUACCUACAAAUGCAUUACUGCCAGAACAGACAAUGCCUCAAUAUUCCCAAGCGUAUACCAACAUGAAUCAACCUCCUCAAAAUGCAUAUCCACAGUAUCAGCAACUUGCACCAUUACAAAAUCAAAUGCAACAAAGUCCCUCCAUGAAUACAAUGAAUACAAUGAAUACAAUGAAUACAAUGAAUAAUAUGCAAAUACCAUCUGGCAGUGGAUACCAAAUACCACCAGCGCAAAAUAAUAUGCAAAAUUUGCCAAAUGGUUACAUUCCACAGCAGCAACCACCACAACCACAGCAGCAAAACUUCUAUAACUAUAAUUCAAAUCCAUAUAUGUAA
Molecule: messenger RNA, 1212 nt
Organism: Naumovozyma dairenensis CBS 421
Lineage: Eukaryota; Fungi; Ascomycota; Saccharomycetes; Saccharomycetales; Saccharomycetaceae
Exons: 1
Coding region: 1-1212 (403 amino acids)
Biological process (GO): endoplasmic reticulum to Golgi vesicle-mediated transport; intra-Golgi vesicle-mediated transport; endocytosis
Cellular component (GO): Golgi apparatus
Molecular function (GO): protein binding; GTPase activator activity
Source: RefSeq, a predicted model, not a curated record